AUGACCAGCCCACCAACGACGGGAUCCAUCCCUCUCCAGGAGUUCAGGAGAGACAUCCCUCCAGGGUGGACUCCAGGCGAUUCCGCCUACCCAUUGCACCUCUACUUCGCAAAGUUGAAGCUUUGGUACCGCAUCUGCAACUUGGAUGACGAGAUCAUUGGGCCUCUCAUUGCAGGCAGACUUUAUGGCCGCGCUGCAAAGAUUGCCCUGAAUCUACGGGUACCUCGACCAGACGGUGGCUUCGACACCGGCGAUGCUGCUCUCGCUCGGUUGAGCGUUGAUGAGACCGUGGAUGACAUCAAGCUGCAGAUUGGGGGCGACUACACGCGCUUUCAAGAAGCUCGUGCACUGGCUUUGAGAUUGAGCCCCAAUCGCAAUGACGACACCACGGAGAUCUUCUAUGGCGACCACAACGAGGAGGAGAACUACGACCUGGACUAUUGGUACGGCGACCAUGAUGAUGAUGGCUGGUGGCAGUACUAUGAUGCUGACGAUGGCUGGUACGAUUAUGAUGACUCAGCUGGCAUCUGGUAUGACUGCUACGAGGAUGACCAAUGGUAUGAGGAGGACUAUGGGGAAGCCUCCAACGAAGAGGUGCAGCAGAUGCCGACCACCGACAAGAACGAGGAGAAGAACGAAGAUGAUGCAGCCUACUACAAGGGCAAAGGCAAGGACAAUGACGGAAAAGGCAAGAAGGGCAAGAGCUCGAAAGGCAAAGGCUAUGGAAAGCGAUCAUGGUAUGCUUCCACUUCGAGUGCAACUACCUCCACCAACUUCAACGGCUAUGGAGAGACCUACAAGAAGGACCCUUCAAAAGGGCUUGACAUUGGCGCAGGAGUUCCCAACUCAAACACCUCACUUCCAAAGCCUGGCAACUCUCCCAAGGAGUACAACAUCCAUGGGCUUUCAGAGGACGAGGAGAUCAUCAAGCUUGGACGUGUGGAGCGCACCAGAUCGAGCUCUACCAGUGAAGAGUUGGCUGAGGACGACAAGAAGGAGAAGAAAGACAAGAAGCAUGCCACGGCUUUCUCUUUUGUCUCGAGCUUCUACGACACCCACGAGUACUUUGUGGUUCGUGGCCAGAAGAGACAGGGAUUGAUUGUGGAUCCUGGAGCUGCCUCCGGACUCAUUGGGUCUGAAACCCUCAGGGAGCUUCUCAACAACUGCGUGGAGCCCGACACCUUGCACACCAGGCAGCCUAUGCCCUGCUCUCAUUGGCAACCCUUCUUUGCGACGUAUGAGCAGUGUCUCUUCUGCAACUACUUUGAAGAUGGCGAUGGAUUGCUCACCGUCGACAUGGAUGCCGACAACCACAAUGACCAGGAGAUUUCCAAGGUCAAGCUCUUCCGGCUUUUGCUGACGGAGUCAGGCCACUACCUGUUGCCGACAGACGAGCCGACCAAGCACAAGUUGCGCGAUGGCAUCAAGCAGGAUGUGACGGCGUUCUUCAACAAGGUAGCAACACAAGCCACUCAGCUAUGGCAAGAUGUCUGCCCAAGAAUGAAGCAUUGCUUCCUUUCAUCACGGCCUGCUCAGACGGAAGGCGACCGGGGUGAACAAGAGAAGGCAUGCACCACUGCAACAGAGAACAACAAGGAUGACACUCCGCUGCAGACAUCCUCCACUUCAACUUCCGAUGCAGCUGAUGGCAACACUGAUGAGCGGAAAGAGAACGAGCAGGAGGAGAAUGACGUCAAGCACAGCAACUAUGAAAAUGUUUCACUUCAAGGCAUUUUGCCUGGCGCGGAUGCGCCCAGUGCUCAGUUGGAGCACCACGUACAGAACGACAAGGAGCUGACUAAGCCCUGCGACACUUUUGAGAAGGGAUUUCAACAGUUUCACUCCGAGGAUGACUUUCCGCAGUACAAGGAGGACAUCCUACCGAAUGACAUGGACCAGGCAAAGCUCCGAAAGCGCUAUCGCGCCAUCCCAGAGGAGUACUACACCAAAUCAGGUUUGAGGCCAAUCACACCCAACAACUUCCAGAAAUGGUUUUCUCGAGCCAAAGGACGUGGUCUGAAAUGGCACUUCUGGGAAGUUUGCAGUGGCAGUGGAAGACUAUCCCUCACUUUGCUCCUGGCCGGCUUGGUGAUUGGAUUUCCAGUGGAUGCCCGAUAUGGUUGGAACCUUCGCAACAGCAACCACCAACACAUGCUUGACAUGGCACGUCAAGAAUUCCAACCUGGUGUCAUCCACCACUCUCCAGAUUGUGGACCAUGGUCAGUCUCUGCCAACACCAAGGACCCCGAGACCAAGCACUGUGAACGACUCCAAGAACAACCAUCAAUUGCUUGGGUCCAACGAUCAUGCGAAGAUCAAAGUCGUCAUGAUCGCGGCUACUUGGUGGAGCAGCCAUGGGGAUCAGCUAUGUGGAGAGAUGACAAUGAGUCACCACUGCGACUUGACAAGAUCCCAGAGAACAGAUCGAAACAGAGAUGUGACCAAUGCAUGCACGACCUCAGAGAUGAGAAGGACAUAUUCAUCCAGAAGGCCACGGGCUUUGGUGCUAACUUCAAGCUGGUCAAGACGGCAUUACGAUGUUCUGGACAUCGCGGGAAAACCCACUCACAUCUUCAAGGACAAGCACCCAAUGGGCUAUCCCGAACAGCAAUGACAGCCGUCUACCCAAAGACCAUGUGCCAACGGAUGAAACAGGACAUCAUCAGCUUCCUCCAGAAGAAGAACCUUCUCAAGACCAAGCUCUGGGCACAAGAUCUAUGCUGGUUCACAUCUCCAAGCUUCUACGAAUGUGUGCGAUGCACACUUGGGCGAGCAUGCCCCAAGGACAUUGAGCACUCAAUGAUUCCUGGACAAUGUCGACAUGGCAAAUAUGCAGCUGGCACCAAUCCACGACUUCAGAAGCUUGAGGACAAGGACCCCAUGAAGCGAUGGAAAGACAGUGCCAACAAGGAGUCCUACGAGCAAGUCAUCGUGGACAACAACACUGGCCAAGAACUCACUGUCUCGGCAUCCCACUACAUCAAAAGAUUGCUGAUGGAGACGGUGCACAAUGCUCUUGGACUCUUUGGUGAGAUCUUCCAGGAGCACAUGCAGGUGAAGGCCGCCAAAGUGGAACUACGGCCGUUCAACAAGACUCCAUCAAAUCCAAGAGUGGCAUCAUCAACCGCCUACCUGAGAAUCCACAUCACGGGCCAUGUGAAGCACUGGACCAUACAACCCGUCGAAGACAUGCGGGAGAUGAGUGUCAACCAGAUCAACGAAGCCAUUGAUGAAGAGAACUGGAUGGUAACGAUCUAUGGGCAAGAAAUUGGAGCAGGUUUGUUCAUUGGCGACAAGAUGGGCUAA
This is a messenger RNA of Cladocopium goreaui, 3306 nucleotides long. The record is from the annotation of a GenBank genome assembly. Lineage: Eukaryota; Dinophyceae; Suessiales; Symbiodiniaceae.